Messenger RNA from Nannospalax galili (Upper Galilee mountains blind mole rat), 1501 nucleotides. Its product is annotated as zinc finger protein 426. Gene Ontology annotation, molecular function: DNA-binding transcription repressor activity, RNA polymerase II-specific. Gene Ontology annotation, biological process: negative regulation of transcription by RNA polymerase II. The record is from RefSeq and is a predicted model, not a curated record. Lineage: Eukaryota; Metazoa; Chordata; Mammalia; Rodentia; Spalacidae.
UGUUGUAAUGAUGGGGGCUUCCCUGUGUCAGCUAGUGGUUUGUCCUCUUUAGAAGCCUCUGAACCAACCUGUAUGAUUUUUUUUUCAGCCACAAGUAAAAGAUAUUUCUGCCAUUGGAGACACGUUGACGGGCGUCCCCGAGUGUCCUCCCGCCUCAUGGACAUGGCGACUGACGCGCGUCCAGGUGGCCUUUCUACAUACCCAGUCUGCCUUCUGGAAAAGAAAAAGGCAGAGAAGAUGGUGGCCGACUGCCUGAGAGACUGUCACCAGGACUCUCUGACCUUUGAUGAUGUGGCUGUGUACUUCACCCAAGAGGAGUGGGUUUUAAUGGACCAAAUUCAGAGACACCUCUACAGAGAGAUGAUGCUGGAGAACUACCAGAACCUGGUCUUGUUAGGAAGUGAGGUCAUCAAACCCACCCUGAUCUCCUGGUUGGAGGAAGAGGACUUGCAGACAGUGCAGAGAGAUUUCCAAGAAUGGGAAAUGCCAGUCAACACCAAUGAGUCAACAUUUCAGCAGGAUUCUUUGAGGGAACCAACUUCCAACAGUGUGCAAAUGCCUCAGGCAGGAAGUCACAGUGCUUAUGAACUCUGUAACUAUAUGCAAUAUAAAGAUAUAUUCCUAGAGCACUCGUAUGUUAAGAGACACAUGAAAACUGAAAACACAAAGAACACUUGUGACUCUAACCAGUAUGAAAAACACUUUUCUGCUCUGCAUAAGAAAACUUCUACAGGACAGGAACUUUGUGUGUUGAAUCAGUAUGAAAGAGACUUUAGCCUUACUCCAGAUGGUAUUAACCAAAGAACAAGAUUUCACAACAAACCCUUUGAAUGCAGUGAGUAUUCACUCCUUAACCAGUCAUAUUUUCAGGCACAUAUGAGAAUCCACAAUGGGGAAAAGUUCUAUGAAUUGACUCAGUUUGCAGGAGAUUUUACAUGUUCCACAAGUGGAGCUCUGCCUAUUCAAAUGUAUACCAUAAAAGCCUAUGAGUGUAAGGUUUGUGGGAAAGUCUUUGGACGUUCUUCAAAUCUUAAUAGUCACAUGCGAACCCACACUGGGGAGAAACCCUAUGAAUGUAAGGAAUGUGGAAAACUCUUUGGGUAUUCUUCAAAUCUUAAUAGUCAUAUGCGAACCCACACUGGGGAGAAACUUUAUGAAUGUAAGAUAUGUAAGAAAUCCUUCACUACUUCUUCAAGUUUAACUGAACAUUUCAGAUUCAUACUGGAGAAAAACCCUAUAAAUGUAAUGAAUGUGGAAAAGCUUUCACUAAGUGCUCAGGACUUUCUACACAUGUACAAACACACACCGGAACGAAGCCCUAUGUGUGUAAGUUAUGUGGGAAAUCCUUCACUAUUUCUUCACACUUGACAGAACAUUUAAGAAUCCAUACUGGAGAGAAACCCUAUCAAUGUAAGCAAUGUGGGAAAACCUUUCACACAUCCUCCUACCUGUGUAAUCAUAUAAGGACACACACUGGAGAGAAACCUUAUGAAUGUGAGAA